GGGAAAAAGUAAUCCCGGAAAAUCUCGUAAAGGAGAAUAAGGGAUUCAAAAUCCUCGUCCUGGGUUUGCUUUCUUACCUAUUAAUGGAAAAAGUCACAGCUCAAAAGCGAGUGAAAGAAAAAAUCAAUUCUUUUUCUGUGUGUAAAAGAAGCCACAAAUCGAGAAAUCAAUUUUUUAGAAUAUCUCCUUUAGCAUUCCUUUCUUCCUCGUAGAGCAAUCGUAUAACCCUAAACCCCACUCCACGAAUCUCAUCUCCUGUUCCCGCUUCACUUUCUUCUGCACAUAUAUAUAUUCACAAAAAGGGGGAAGAAGAAGAUGGGUAUUAAGAUAAUCAUCGAUUCUUCGAGUAUUGAAGAAGAGGAAUUUGAAAUUGAUCAGUUAUGGCGAGUACUAGUGGUGGAAGAGCCGAAGAUGGGCGGCCGCCGCAGAUGCAGCCAGUUCGGUCUAUGUCUCGGAGGAUGACACGAGCUGGGACCAUGAUGAUUGAUCAUCCUAAUGAAGAUGAAAGUGCUAUUGACAGCGAGCUUGUUCCUUCUUCUCUCGCUUCCAUUGCUCCCAUUCUUCGUGUUGCCAAUGAUAUUGAAGAAGAUAACCCAAGGGUUGCUUACCUCUGUCGCUUCCAUGCAUUUGAGAAGGCUCAUAGAAUGGAUCCAACAUCAAGUGGACGAGGCGUUCGUCAAUUUAAGACCUAUCUAUUGCACAAGCUUGAGAAGGAGGAAGAGAUUACAGAACCUAUGCUGGCGAAGAGUGACCCGAGAGAAAUUCAGUUGUACUAUCAGACCUUCUAUGAGAAUAAUAUACAAGAAGGAGAAGGGAAAAAGACACCGGAGGAGAUGGCCAAGCUUUACCAGAUAGCGACAGUCUUGUAUGAUGUUUUAAAGACAGUGGUUCCUCAAGCAAGAAUUGACGAGAAGACCCUUAGAUAUGCCAAAGAAGUUGAAAGAAAGAAAGAACAGUAUGAACACUACAACAUUCUUCCCUUGUACGCUUUAGGGGCUAAAACUGCAGUAAUGGAACUCCCGGAGAUUAAGGCGGCAAUUAUUGCUGUCUGCAAUGUUGACAAUCUUCCUCGGCCAAGAUUCCAUUCAGCCUCAGCUAACCUGGAUGAAGUGGAUAGAGAAAGAGGCAGAUCUUUUAAUGAUAUUCUCGAGUGGCUUGCUUUGGUUUUUGGUUUUCAGCGAGGAAAUGUAGCUAAUCAGAGGGAGCAUCUCAUACUGCUACUUGCCAACAUCGAUGUGAGGAAGAGGGAUCUCGAGAAUUAUGUCGAGCUAAAGCCUAGCACCGUGCGGAAGUUGAUGGAAAAAUACUUCAAGAAUUACAGGUCAUGGUGCAAGUAUUUGCGGUGUGAGUCAUAUUUGAGGUUUCCUCCAGGUUGCGAUGAGCAACAACUGAGCCUUUUGUAUAUCAGCCUUUAUCUUCUCAUAUGGGGUGAAGCAUCAAAUGUCCGCUUCAUGCCUGAAUGUCUUUGCUACAUUUUCCACAAUAUGGCCAAUGAAGUCCAUGGAAUUCUAUUUGGCAAUGUGUACCCUGUAACUGGGGACACAUAUGAGGCAGGUGCACCUGACGAGGAGGCAUUCUUAAGGAAUGUUAUAACACCAAUCUACCAGGUCUUACGUAAGGAAGUCAGGAGAAACAAAAUGGGAAAGGCAAGCCAUUCAAAAUGGAGAAACUAUGAUGAUCUGAAUGAGUACUUUUGGGAUAAGAGGUGUUUUAGGCUGAAAUGGCCAAUGAACUCUAAGGCAGAUUUUUUCAUCCACACUGAUGAGAUCUCACCACUUCCGAAUGAGAGACAUGACCAAGUAUCUCAUGGAAAAAGGAAACCUAAAACUAAUUUUGUUGAAGCUCGCACGUUUUGGAACCUCUAUCGAAGUUUCGACCGAAUGUGGAUGUUCCUUGUAUUGUCUCUACAGACUAUGAUAAUAGUUGCAUGGCACCCGUCAGGAUCCAUUCUUGCCAUUUUUUAUGAGGAUGUCUUUAGAAACGUGUUAACCAUUUUCAUCACUUCAGCUUUUCUUAAUCUUCUACAAGCGACACUGGAUUUAAUUCUUAGUUUUGGUGCUUGGAAGAGCCUAAAGUUUUCCCAAAUUAUGCGGUACAUCACGAAAUUUUUAAUGGCAGCCAUGUGGGCCAUCAUGUUGCCAAUUACUUACUCGAAGUCAGUCCAGAAUCCAACUGGACUAAUAAAGUUCUUCAGCAGCUGGGUUGGGAGUUGGCUUCACCAGUCGUUAUACAACUAUGCUAUUGCCUUAUAUGUCUUACCAAAUAUUUUGGCUGCUGUGUUUUUCUUACUUCCACCUCUGCGGAGAAUCAUGGAGCGAUCAAACAUGCGAAUUGUCACACUUAUCAUGUGGUGGGCUCAGCCUAAAUUGUAUAUUGGUAGAGGAAUGCAUGAAGAAAUGUUUGCACUUUUCAAGUAUACAUUCUUUUGGGUCAUGCUGUUACUAAGCAAGCUCGCUUUCAGCUACUAUGUGGAGGUUUAUUUUAUGGAUACACAAAUAUGGUAUGCCAUAUUCUCUACUCUAUUUGGUGGGAUAUAUGGAGCUUUCAGCCAUCUCGGGGAGAUACGCACACUUGGAAUGUUGCGGUCCAGAUUUAAACUUGUUCCAUCUGCUUUCUGUAUUAAACUUACACCGUUAUCUCCCGGUCAUGCAAAGAGAAAGCACUUGGACGACACAGUGGACGAAGAAGACAUUGCGAGGUUCUCACAGGUGUGGAAUAAGUUCAUACUUACUAUGCGGGAUGAAGAUCUGAUCAGCGAUAGGGAAAGAGAUUUGCUACUUGUACCUUCGUCUUCUGGAGAUGUUUCUGUUGUGCAAUGGCCUCCUUUCUUGCUUGCUAGCAAGAUUCCAAUAGCAUUAGACAUGGCUAAAGAUUUCAAGGGAAAAGAGGACGUUGACUUAUUCAAGAAAAUUAAAAGCGAAUACUAUAUGCAUUACGCAGUGGUUGAGGCUUAUGAAACCGUGAGAGACAUAAUAUAUGGCCUUCUUCAAGAUGAAUCUGAUAAGAGGAUUGUACGGGAGAUUUGCUAUGAAGUAGAUGUUAGCAUCCAACAACAUAGAUUUUUAAGUGAAUUCCGGAUGACUGGUAUGCCUUUGCUCAGUGACAAGCUAGAGAAAUUCUUAAAAAUCCUGCUAAGUGAUUACGAGGAAGAUGAAACUUACAAGUCUCAGAUAAUCAAUGUUCUCCAGGAUAUUAUUGAAAUCAUCACGCAAGAUGUUAUGGUUAACGGUCAUGAAAUCCUUGAAAGGGCUCAUUUUCAAAGUGGUGAUAUUGAAAGCGAGAAGAAAGAACAACGGUUUGAAAAGAUAGAUCUUCGUCUGACUCAGAACAUAUCUUGGAGGGAAAAGGUUGUAAGACUUUUGUUACUUGUGACUGUUAAAGAAUCCGCAAUAAAUAUCCCUCAAAGUUUGGAAGCUCGUCGUCGUAUGACAUUCUUUGCAAAUUCCUUAUUCAUGAAUAUGCCAGAUGCUCCCCGAGUUCGUGACAUGUUAUCCUUUAGUGUCUUAACUCCUUAUUACAAAGAGGAUGUUCUCUAUUCGGAGGAAGAACUGAACAAGGAAAACGAAGAUGGAAUAACUAUUUUGUUUUACCUACAGAGGAUAUAUCCUGAGGAAUGGUCAAACUAUUGCGAACGUGUAAAUGAUUUGAAACGGAAUUUAUCUGAGAAAGACAAGGCUGAGCAACUCCGCCAAUGGGUAUCUUAUAGAGGCCAGACCCUUUCAAGGACAGUUAGGGGAAUGAUGUACUACAGAGUGGCUCUCGAACUUCAAUGUUUCCAGGAAUACACUGGAGAAAACGCUACCAAUGGUGGCUUUCUUCCCUCAGAAUCAAAUGAAGAUGAUCGAAAGGCUUUUACUGACCGUGCACGAGCUCUUGCAGAUUUAAAAUUCACAUAUGUGGUGUCAUGUCAGGUCUAUGGGAACCAGAAAAAGUCAAGUGAAAGCCGGGACCGGAGUUGUUACAAUAACAUUUUACAGCUCAUGCUAAAGUAUCCGUCCUUGCGUGUUGCCUAUAUAGAUGAAAGGGAGGAGACAGUUAAUGGAAAAUCACAGAAAGUAUUCUACUCUGUGCUGCUCAAAGGAUGUGACAAAUUAGAUGAGGAAAUAUAUCGUAUCAAACUUCCCGGCCCUCCCACUGAAAUUGGUGAAGGAAAACCUGAGAAUCAAAACCAUGCCAUCAUUUUCACUCGCGGUGAAGCACUCCAGACCAUAGACAUGAACCAGGACAACUACUUUGAAGAGUCUUUCAAAAUGAGAAACGUGCUACAAGAAUUUGAUGAAGGUCGACGUGGCAAGAGAAAUCCUACAAUUUUGGGUCUUCGUGAACACAUAUUUACUGGAAGUGUUUCUUCACUUGCUUGGUUCAUGUCGAAUCAAGAAACAAGUUUCGUAACCAUCGGCCAACGUGUUCUGGCAAAUCCUCUGAGGGUGCGUUUCCAUUAUGGCCAUCCUGAUAUAUUUGAUAGAAUCUUCCACAUCACAAGGGGAGGCAUUAGCAAGGCUUCAAAGAUAAUAAACUUAAGCGAAGAUAUCUUUGCAGGGUACAAUUCAACUCUUCGUGGGGGUUACAUCACACAUCACGAGUAUAUUCAAGCAGGGAAAGGGCGUGAUGUAGGGAUGAAUCAGAUUUCAUUUUUUGAAGCCAAAGUUGCGAAUGGUAAUGGAGAACAAACACUAAGUCGUGACGUUUACCGACUUGGACGCCGGUUUGAUUUCUACAGGAUGCUCUCAUUCUACUUCACCACAGUUGGUUUCUAUUUCAGUAGUAUGAUAACGGUGCUCACGGUAUAUGUGUUCCUUUAUGGGCGUCUUUAUCUGGUAUUGAGCGGAUUAGAAAAAGAGAUCCUGCAAAGUGCAACUGUACAUCAGUCCAAUGCCCUUGAGCAGGCAUUAGCUGCCCAAUCUGUUUUCCAAUUAGGUUUUCUGAUGGUUCUACCAAUGGUUAUGGAAAUUGGCCUAGAAAAAGGGUUUCGCACGGCCUUGGGUGAUUUCAUCAUAAUGCAGCUUCAGCUUGCCUCUGUUUUCUUCACGUUUCAGCUUGGAACGAAAGCCCAUUACUUUGGAAGGACAAUUUUGCAUGGAGGCUCUAAGUACCGAGCAACUGGUCGAGGGUUUGUUGUUUUCCAUGCGAAGUUUGCGGAAAACUACAGACUAUAUUCGCGAAGCCACUUUGUUAAGGGACUGGAGUUGGUCAUACUACUCGUUGUGUAUCAAGUUUAUGGAACUUCAUACCGUAGCUCAAGUACUUAUCUAUACAUCACAUUUUCUAUGUGGUUCCUGGUGACUUCUUGGUUGUUUGCUCCAUUCAUAUUCAACCCAUCUGGGUUUGAGUGGCAAAAGACGGUGGACGACUGGACUGACUGGAAACGAUGGAUGGGAAACCGUGGUGGCAUAGGAAUCGUUCUUGACAAAAGUUGGGAAUCAUGGUGGGAUAUAGAGCAAGAACACCUCAAGCACACAAAUUUAAGAGGAAGGGUUCUAGAGAUACUUCUCGCUUUGCGUUUCCUCCUUUACCAGUAUGGAAUUGUCUACCACCUCAACAUCGCUCACCGCGACACAACAUUUCUGGUUUAUGGACUCUCUUGGGCCGUCUUGUUGUCUGUUCUUCUCGUGCUAAAGAUGGUAUCAAUGGGUAGACGGAAGUUUGGUACAGAUUUUCAGGUUAUGUUCAGGAUUCUCAAGGUGCUUCUCUUCCUUGGUUUCUUGUCAAUCAUGACACUAUUAUUUGUAGUCUGCGGCCUCACAGUCUCGGAUCUUUUUGCUUCCAUCCUCGCUUUCUUGCCUACUGGAUGGGCUCUUCUUCUUAUCGGGCAAGCGCUGCGUAGCGUAUUCAAGGGAUUAGGAUUCUGGGACUCAGUGAAAGAGCUAGGGAGAGCUUAUGAGUACAUAAUGGGGCUUGUGAUAUUCACACCCAUUGCGGUCUUAUCGUGGUUCCCAUUUGUGUCCGAGUUCCAAACCAGACUGUUGUUUAAUCAAGCCUUCAGUCGCGGUCUGCAGAUAUCUAUGAUUCUCGCCGGAAAGAAAGACAAAGAGACACCUUCCACCAAGUAGUGUGGCUCAAAGCGCUCUCUUCUUCUUCGUCUUCUCCAUUUUUUCUUUCAUCUCCAUUCUUUUUCAUCUGUUUAAUUGACUGUCCUUGAGAACAUAGAAAAGAUGUUUAGACUACUUGUGAUAAGACUUCAUACUCAUAGUACAUGUUGUUGUUCAGACUAGGCCAUUUGUUCAAGUAGGUAUACUAAAAGUCUGCGACAAUC
Messenger RNA from Arabidopsis arenosa, 6253 nucleotides. The record is from the annotation of a GenBank genome assembly. NCBI's taxonomy places the organism in Eukaryota, Viridiplantae, Streptophyta, Magnoliopsida, Brassicales, Brassicaceae.